AUGCCCUGGAGUAGACCUCGGUGCGGUGUUAAACGGGGACCGAAGCCUUUUCCCGGCACCCGCCGUAAGCGAUGCGACCUCCGAGUUCCUCCCGUUCAACCUAUCCGUCAUAACCAUAGAUAUCCGAGGAAGCGGGAAAUAGAUGUCUUGACCUGGCUGGUAAAUCAUCGCGUCGCAGAUGCCCGCAAAAACGAGUUUGGCGAACCUCUUGCGCCCCGUCUAAAGUCGGGUCAGGAGCCUCUUUCAGAAGAACAACUGCGAGAGAUCAGGCCGUGUGCCAUAAUAGCCGCAUGGUGGCAGCAGAGGGAAAAAUAUCAUCCUCCCGCCGAGAUAGAGAAAUCCAGAUAUUACUUGAUCCAGUCGUCACAUCACAGGAAUUUUAAACCCCCUUCGCAGAACAAAAGCGUCGCACAGAACAGCAUAGAACCGCCCAGCUUACAGCCUACCUCGAAUGCUGCCACCCAAUCUCGCGCGGGUGUCGCCCACCCGCGACAAGCAGUCGUAGAGAUAAGCGAUGAGUCAGAGUCGGAUUCUGGCAGCUUUAUUAACGAUGGCGAUGAAGACUUGCCCGAUAUCGAAACCGCCAUUGCCAAUACCCGCGAUAUGGGUCAUGACCAAAUGUCUAAAGAUAUACGAGAGCUGCAGCAAAUUUUUGACGAUAGUGACACGGAUAUCAUGCUUAAUGCCAAUAAAGGAGCCUCAAUGGACCCGUAA
Messenger RNA from Annulohypoxylon truncatum, 714 nucleotides. RefSeq lists its product as uncharacterized. The record is from RefSeq and is a predicted model, not a curated record. The transcript has 2 exons. Lineage: Eukaryota; Fungi; Ascomycota; Sordariomycetes; Xylariales; Hypoxylaceae. The coding region runs from base 1 to 714 and encodes 237 amino acids.